UGUCUGUGUGUGUGCGGGUGUCUGUGUGUGCGUGUGUGAGCGUUCCCCCCCCCCGCCUCCGCAUCCCUCCCGCCCCGGGGGGACGGUCCCGGCUGCCGCCCCCACCUACUCCCCGCCGCCACACGGGGCAGGAGGAGCUCGGGGGGGGGGGGGGGAAGUUUCUCGGCGAUUAAUGGGGCGGGGGGGCACAGGGAGAGCGGAUAAACCCAGCCUGUGAUGCCUAUAAAUGGCGUUUCUCGUCCAAGGUGCACAUUUAAAAAAAAAAAAAAAAGAAGAAGAAGAAAAAGAAGGGGAAAAAAUCCCCGGGCCGUGUCAUCCCCCCGCGUCAGGGCCGGUGGUGGGCGUGAGGCUGUACUUCCUCCGCCCCCUCCUAAUGGAGCGAACCAUUCCCAGCUAGUCCUCCUCGCCCUCUCCCUCUGCCUCCCUCUUUCUCUCCUUCUCCUCUUGUCUCCCCCCCUUGUCUGCAAAGUCCUCCGCUGCUCGGAACUUGUUGGCAAUGCCUAUUUUUCAGCUUUCCCCCACGUUCUCCAAAGUAACUAUUUAAAGAUCUGCAGCCGCAAAUGGUUUUACUAAAUGUAGGAUGGGACUUAAGUUGAACGGCAGAUAUAUUUCUCUGAUCCUUGCUGUACAGAUAGCGUACCUGGUGCAGGCGGUGAGAGCGGCGGGGCGGUGCGAUGCGGUCUUUAGGGGCUUCUCGGACUGUUUGCUGCGGCUGGGCGAUAACAUGGCCAACUACCCGCAGGACCUGGACGACAAGAGAAAUCUCCAAACGAUCUGCGCGUACUGGGAUGAUUUCCACGCCUGCACCCUCACAGCGCUCACCGAUUGCCAGGAAGGAGCGACAGACCUCUGGGAGAAAUUGAGACGGGAAUCCAAAAACCUCGAUUUCCAAGGCAGCUUAUUUGAACUGUGCGGAGGCGGCAGCGGCGCGGCACCGUCCCUCCUCCCGCCGGCUUUGCCCCUGCUCCUGGCGGCUCUGUGGGCCGCGCUAGUGACCUGGCUGCCUUUCUAGGGGGGGCGAGCACACCCACACCCACACCCCCUCCAUGUGCUGGAUCUAUAGAGGAAGUGUCCAUCCGUUGCUUUGGGGACGUUGUGCUUUUCUGUGGUUGAUGAUGAUGAUGGUGGUGGUGGUGGCUGAUGAUGGUGAAACACCCAUGUAGGACUGUGGAAGCGUUCUCCUUUUUUUUUUUUUUCUUUUUUUUUUUUUUUUUUGUGUUUUAUUUGCCAAAUGUUACCAAACAGGCAGCGGCGCGCAGCCCAAAUCGGACCUCAGCUUUACUAUCGCUUCGAAUCAAAAAUAGAAAAAACAAAACAAAAACAAAAACAAAAAAAAGAUAGAAACACAAACUCGAGCCCUUGUUGUGCAAAAGCAAUCUCAGGAACGGCUCUGGGCCACCUAAUGCUAAGGCUGUAAUCGGCCGGGGUACCUCCCGGCGGGCCACGGGCUCCUCUAAAAAUGUGGCAGUGUGCGAGGCGAGAACAAAAACGCAGGCAAAAAAAAAGGCACUGGCGAUGAAUUCAAGGAAGAUGUCCACGUGUGAAGCAUAUGGUGAAUAAUUCACAAUCUCUCAUCUUUCCUCCACAGUCGCUUGUUUUUUGGUCAUUCCACUGAAAAAAAAAAAAAAAAGAAAAAAGAAAAAAAAAGAACAUUUUUCUCGAGGGGAAAAGAGAGAGAGAAGGGCGGGGGGGAUGCGAACAGAUAGGGAAGGAAGGAAGCAAGGAAGGAAGGAAGGGAAGAGCGAGAGAAAGAGAUGUAUCUAAAUGGCCGGAGGAGUGAAGGAAUGCUGCUAACAGAUCUCUGAGAGUUUACCUUUACUUGCUGUUCGAAGGCAUCUUUCCGAAUUCACUGCCUUUAAUUUUUUUCCUCCUCUUUGUUUUAGAUGUUACACAUAACCAGUAAAAUACCUGAAUAUCCAACUGUAGAGAUCACAAAAGGGGGCUUAAAUGUAAACCUGAAGAAAAACAAAACAAAACGCCAACAACAGCAAAAUGAUUUUGAAAAAAAAAAAAGAGCCUUGAUUUUAAAAGAGAAGAAAAAUGUAAUUUAAACAAAAGUUUAUUAUAAAGUCAAUUCAGCAAAAAAAAAAAGAUUUGCUACAAAGUAUAGACAGAAGUAUAAAAUAAAAGUUAUUGUUUGAAA
This is a messenger RNA of Phalacrocorax carbo (great cormorant), 2143 nucleotides long. Lineage: Eukaryota; Metazoa; Chordata; Aves; Suliformes; Phalacrocoracidae. The record is from RefSeq and is a predicted model, not a curated record.